UUUCUUUCUUUAACACAAAAAGAGCUAAAGAAACCCGAACUUUCUGUGGAUGUAGUGCUUUCACCUAAGAUCUGAAGAGCAGUUAACGGGAAACCUGCAGAAUUAAAGCUUACGGAUCCAAUUAUCCCAUUCGGACGGUGCACUACGUUGCAUAACUAUCUCUUGUUCAUUCUAUACAUCGAAUAAACAGAAGGGACACACACACAGCUACAUCAUUUUGUGGACAUUGUUCGGUUAUAUAACAAAACAAAGAAAAAUGACUCAGUUCAACAAGGGACCGACCUACGGCCUCUCUGCAGAAGUGAAAAGCAAGAUCGCCCAAAAGUAUGACCUGCAGAAGGAGGAGGAGCUGCGCUUCUGGAUCGAGGAGGUGACGGGCAUGCCCAUUGGGGAGAACUUCCAGCAGGGCCUGAAGGACGGUGUCAUCCUGUGCGAUUUGAUUAACAAGCUGCAGCCUGGUUCAGUAAAGAAAAUCAACCAUUCUAAACUAAACUGGCAUAAGCUGGAAAACCUGGGAAACUUCAUCAAAGCUAUUCUGAACUAUGGCUUGAAGCCCAAUGACAUCUUUGAAGCGAACGACCUCUUUGAAAAUGGAAACAUGACUCAAGUCCAGACCACACUCCUCGCUUUGGCCAGUAUGGCCAAGACGAAAGGCAUUGACACAAAGGUAGACAUCGGCGUGAAAUACGCCGACAGGCAGACACGGCAGUUCAACGAGGAGAAGAUGAAGGCUGGACAGUGCGUCAUUGGGCUACAGAUGGGCACGAACAAGUGCGCCAGUCAAGCCGGGAUGACGGCGUACGGGACUAGGAGACAUCUCUAUGACCCUAAGAUUCAGACGGACAAGCCCUUUGACCAGACUACCAUCAGCUUGCAGAUGGGAACAAACAAAGGCGCCAGCCAGGCUGGCAUGGCCGCUCCUGGCACCCGCAGAGACAUCUUUGAUCAGAAGGUGGCUGUGCAGCCAUUGGACUCGUCCACCAUCUCCCUGCAGAUGGGCACCAACAAGGUGGCCUCCCAGAAGGGCAUGAGCGUCUACGGGCUCGGCCGGCAGGUCUUCGACCCCAAGUACUGUGCCACUCCCCUGGAGCCCACAGUCCACGCUAACGGCAGCCAGGGCAUGGGCACAGGCACCAACGGCUCCGAGGCCAGCGACACUGACUAUCAGGGUGACUACCCCGACGAGUACCCGCUCAACUACCAGGACGAGUACGGCGGUCACUACAAUGACCAGGCCAUCGACUAUUAGGCAGAAUCCAGUGCAGGCCGAGUUAAGCCAGCUUUAUGUCUCUCUCUUCCUAAAAAUCAACAGGGCAAGUCUUUUGCUUUCCACGUUAGCUUUUACGCUCCAGCUGAAGUGCAAGACAAAAACGGCUGCUUGUCUGCGUUCCUUUCCUCCCGCCUGUCGAAAACAUCAGUAUUUUAAUCAAUUAUAGUACUCUGUAGAAAGUACCAGUACUCAGUUCUGUUUAUCAUAAGGUUAAGAACAUUCCACUUUUAUUCUUUUUAACCUUUUUUUAUGAAGUAUUGAUUACUGUGAAGUAAUGAUUUUGUUUUUGCCACAAUGAUGAAGUGUCCAGUACUUUAUACUACAAUCAUGUCUCAUAUUAUGACUCUUCAAAAGGUUCUGUUCUCUUAAAGGGGAAUGUCGUGCAUGUCAGUCCGGUGUACAUAUGUAGCUUCUGAUCUUUUCCCCAUUGCCUUUAAUAUAUUAUAUAUCAAGAUUAUAAUACUCUGUGGCCAUUAGGGUGAGUGAAGGAAACUGGUUGCACCUUCUUAUUGGACUGUGGGAUGUUUUUAAAAAAUAAUAAUUAAAAGAAAAAACACUGGAACAGGUUUUUCCCUCUUCUCAGUUGUUUUCCAUGUUACUAAAAAUAUUUUUUAUUUUAUUACAUCAGAUGCGCCAUAAGGUCUUAAUGUAUGUAAAAUCUACUCUCUCUGUAUUUAUUACCAUGUUUUUUUUUUCGAAGUGUGAACCUUCUAUGUUUUUUAUAACUACAUUUAAUGUUUUUAAAUUUUAAUAUUUAGGUUUUUUUUUUGUUUUUUUGAUUGUACCCCCAGAUCCAGGUAUUUACUAUAAAUUGUCACAAUGAAUCGUUAUUUUGGGGUAAAGUGUCAGCCACAGAAAUAAAUAAUUAGAAAAUCA
Messenger RNA from Paramormyrops kingsleyae, 2146 nucleotides. Its product is annotated as calponin-3-like. Gene Ontology annotation, molecular function: actin filament binding. NCBI's taxonomy places the organism in Eukaryota, Metazoa, Chordata, Actinopteri, Osteoglossiformes, Mormyridae. The record is from RefSeq and is a predicted model, not a curated record. Gene Ontology annotation, biological process: actin filament organization; actomyosin structure organization. Gene Ontology annotation, cellular component: focal adhesion; actin cytoskeleton.